Telopea speciosissima is the source of this 573-nucleotide messenger RNA. RefSeq names its product flavonol 4'-sulfotransferase-like. Bases 1 to 573 code for a protein of 190 amino acids. The record is from RefSeq and is a predicted model, not a curated record. Gene Ontology annotation, biological process: sulfation. NCBI's taxonomy places the organism in Eukaryota, Viridiplantae, Streptophyta, Magnoliopsida, Proteales, Proteaceae. The transcript has a single exon. Gene Ontology annotation, molecular function: sulfotransferase activity. Gene Ontology annotation, cellular component: cytoplasm.
AUGCCUUACACAUUGCUACCGCAAUCUGUAGCACAUUCAGAGACUCCCCGGAUUGUUUAUAUUUGCAGGAACACCAAGGAUAAUCUAGCAUCAUGGUGGCAUUUCGCGAACAAGUUAAGGUCGAAUAUUUUCUUGGAACCUCUGAAACUGGAAGAUGCAUUUGAGAGGUUUUGCAAAGCGUUGUCUACAUGUGGCCCAAUUUGGGAUCAUGUGUUGGGUUAUUGGAAAGAAAGCUUAGAAAGGCCCCAAAAUGUGUUCUUAUUCAAGUAUGAAGAGCUGCUAGCUGAACCAGCUCUUCACUUGAAAUCAUUGGCAGAGUUUGUGGGGUAUCCCUUCUCCUCAAUGGAAGAGAAGGAAGGGGUGAUUGAUCAAAUAAUAAAUCUCUGCAGUUUCCAAAAUUUAAGCAAUUUAGCAGUGAAUAAAACUGGUGCAAGUUAUCCUGGUAUUUCAAAUAGUAUCUUCUUCAAGGAAGGUAAAGUUGGAGAUUCGGCAAAUUUCCUCACCUCUGAGAUGAUGGAGCAACUUGACCGCAUCACUGAGCAAAAAUUACAGGAUUCGGGUUUGACACUCUGA